This is a messenger RNA of Candidozyma auris, 696 nucleotides long. RefSeq names its product MDR family NADP-dependent oxidoreductase. Gene Ontology annotation, molecular function: oxidoreductase activity, acting on the CH-CH group of donors, NAD or NADP as acceptor. The record is from RefSeq and is a predicted model, not a curated record. The transcript has a single exon. The coding region runs from base 1 to 696 and encodes 231 amino acids. Lineage: Eukaryota; Fungi; Ascomycota; Pichiomycetes; Serinales; Metschnikowiaceae.
AUGUCCGAGAAAAUCAUCCUUCAAAACCCCCCCUCUGACGUCAUUAACUUCAAUUGGAACGAGCCAUCUUCCACCUUUAAGUUGGAUACUCAUCUGCCUUCUGAGGAGUCUCUCAACGAUGGCUUCCUCUUGGUUGAAAUCAAGUACCUUUCAAAUGACCCUACGCAAAGAACUUGGAUCCGUGGCGACCAGGAUCCAAAGAGAGCUUACCAUCCUCCUGUGCAGAAGGGUGCCAUUGUGGAGUCGUUAGGUUUGGGUGAGGUUGUAGCCUCCAAAUCGUCCAAGUUUCAGAAGGGCGAUGUUGUGGUUGGUCUUUUUGGUUGGGCAAAGCAGAUUGUUGUACAUGAAGAGGCUGUUGCCAACAAGGUCGACACAUCGUUGGGUCUUCCCUUGCCACUCUACUUGUCGUCGUUGGGUAUGACUGGGUUGACAGCCUACUUUGGUUUGACCGAGGUCGGUAAGAUCAAGGAGGGCCAGAAGGUGCUUGUUUCUGCUGCUUCGGGUGCUACUGGUUCUAUGGCCGUCCAGCUUGCCAAGCACGUGUUCAAGGCAUCCAAGGUGUAUGGAAUUGCUGGAAGUGACGAAAAGUGCAAGUGGGUCGAGUCCAUUGGUGCCGACUAUUGCGCUAAUUACAGAGACGGAGACUGGAAGAAUCUUCUUAGGUGGUGUCUGGGUUUCUUUAGUUUUUUUUCUUAG